AUGUCUCUUUUCGUUUUCAUUUCAUUUCCAUGGAUUCUACUAUCUGCAUGUAGACUCUGCACCACUAUUGGCCUUGCUCAUAGUCUCUGCUCUUAUUCAUCCCAAAGAUGUUUUAUUGGGUUUCUGUGACUCACCAUGCUUUGCACAAUGAUUGGUCAAUCCUGUUGGUCAAUCCUCCAUAUAAACCACCAUCAUCAGGUGAUUUUUUAUCCUCUGGUGUUACAUUUACGUAAAUGGUAAUCUUACUCUAACACACACUACCCAAAAACAGAAGAGCAGCUUAAUAAGAUGUCCAUGGCACCGACUCAGUAUGAUAAGAUGCCAAAACCAGGAAACCUCAUUGAAAUCUUCAGAGUCGGAUACCAACACUGGGCUAUCUAUAUUGAUGAUGGGUUCCUGAUUCACCUGGGCUCAGACUCUGAGUAUUCUAAAGUUGGGUCUUGCGGUACGAUGUCAGUACCGCCUAAUAUAGCCAUUGUGAAGCAGGAGAAACUCCAGAAUGUGGUUGGCAAUGAUAAGUACCAUAUCAACAACCUUCUGGAUUACAAAUAUAAGCCUCGACCCUUCAGUGAUAUCAUAAAGGAUGCAAAGGGUCUUGUGGGAACGACAGUUUCAUAUAAUCCGAUCAACAGGAAUUGUGAACACUUUGUCACAGAGCUGAGAUAUGGAAAGCCAGAGUGUCUUCAGGUAUCAGACGAUGCAGAAUAUACCAUUAACCUGGGCCAGAAGGUACCAAUGGGUACAGCUGAAGCAGCGCUCUCUGCUGCAGAGGGGGAGACGGUACUCCCUGAAUGGAGCGAGAAGGUGGCACAGGGAAUUCAGACGGGAGCUUCGUGGCUAAGCUGGGGCCUGGUGAAGGGAGCAGAGUACACUGGAAAAGCCAUUCAUAAUGGUGCGUCCAAGCUACGAGAGCACAUCACGCCAGAAGACACACCAAUUUAUGUCAGCCCAACCGUAACGAAAAGCCUUAGUGUAGCCAAACAAGCCACAGAAGGUACAGUGAAGGUCAGCCAGUUUCUUGUGGAUGGACUGUGCACUGUCGCUGGCCACGUUGGCAGAGAGGUCGCUCCUCAUGUCAAGAAGCAAGGAGAAAAGCUUAUCCCAGAUUCUGUAAAGAAUAUCAAGGAUGGCUGCUCCAAUAUUGAUGGUGCCAUGGUGGUCGUAGCAAGUGGGUUUCAAGGAUUCGCAACAACGUGGACUGGGUUGGUGGACGCAGCUAAAACCAUUGCAAAGAGUGUUGCUACAGAGACGGUUACCACAGUAGAACAUAAGUAUGGGGCUGCAGCAGGCCAGGCCACAGAUCACGCUGUCAACUCAGCCAUCAAUGUGGGCAUCGCUGCAACUAAUAUCAACCACCUGGGAAUCAAGGCAAUGGUCAAGAAGACUGGCAAAGAGACUGCCCAUGCUAUUCUGGCAGAUUAUGAAGUCAAUGAGCAAGGUAGUGAAGUUGAAAAACAUAAAGAAUACAAAUAGAUGGUUCAGACCUCUUUCAUUUAGGUGUCCAUUUCCAAGAGCAAAGCAAAGGUCUUGCUUUCAAAAAUUAAGAAUGAACCACAAAUGCAAGACAAAGUAAAAAAUCUAUCUAUCUAUAAAAAUCUGCAUAGCAUUCAAAGUAAACAUACACAUGCAUACACAUGAAUGGCUAGUGGCCCUCAAAGAAUAAAUCCAGUAUGUCUCCCUUUGCUUAAGGCGUUUGAUUAUAUCCCCACUUCUGGCAUCAAGGCGAAUAGCCUCAACAGAAACUAACUGUAACAUAAGAGUGGUGUUUUCACCAUCUCCCUAGUGAUUCCCUCCAUCUCCAGGUCGCCCGUCUCGGGGCCACUUAGAUUUUCGUUUUCCUUUAUAAGCUGCCGGGCAGACUGCUGGUAAAAUAAAUGAAUGUACUUAUUUGUAAUAUUCUUAAACAUUUUGUGAAGCAAAUUUAAAUUAAAAUAUUUAAUAAUAUAA
Molecule: messenger RNA, 1947 nt
Organism: Paramisgurnus dabryanus
Lineage: Eukaryota; Metazoa; Chordata; Actinopteri; Cypriniformes; Cobitidae
Product: spartin-like
Biological process (GO): cell division; negative regulation of BMP signaling pathway
Cellular component (GO): plasma membrane
Source: RefSeq, a predicted model, not a curated record